Molecule: messenger RNA, 580 nt
Organism: Arachis ipaensis
Lineage: Eukaryota; Viridiplantae; Streptophyta; Magnoliopsida; Fabales; Fabaceae
Product: large ribosomal subunit protein eL43
Biological process (GO): translation
Cellular component (GO): ribosome
Molecular function (GO): structural constituent of ribosome
Source: RefSeq, a predicted model, not a curated record
UGAGAGAGGAAUUUUUAGGGUUUCCGUAACGGUGCGCAAGUUAUGUACUCCACUUUCGUUUGGGUGCGGCUCUCUCACUUUUGUUUCACACAGCGCCUUCGAUCCAGAAAACAUGACUAAGAGAACGAAGAAGGCAGGCAUCGUCGGAAAAUAUGGUACCAGAUAUGGUGCUAGUCUGCGGAAGCAGAUUAAGAAGAUGGAGGUUAGUCAGCACAGCAAGUUCUUCUGUGAAUUUUGUGGCAAGUAUGCUGUGAAGAGGAAGGCUGUAGGAAUAUGGGGAUGCAAGGAUUGUGGAAAAGUGAAAGCAGGCGGUGCCUACACAUUGAACACCGCUAGUGCCGUCACUGUGCGGAGUACUAUCCGGAGGUUGAGGGAACAAACUGAGAGUUAAGCAUUUUGGUUUGUGCAAGCUUUUGGGCAAUAGCUUUACGAAAUUAUUAGUUUAUGUUUAGAGAACCGGAUUGUUUGAACUGAAUCAUGUUAUAUCUGAUUGAGAUUUCACUCUGUCCAAUUGCACGGAACUGUUUCUUGUUAUUGAAACAGCAUUGCUACAUAGUUUUAUUUCUUUUUGUGGUUCUUU